UGUGGCUUGUUCAAAGUAGUCUCGGGGCAGGCAGUUUCUUCUGUGCAGAGCUCCACCUCUGCACUCAGUGCUCCUGGGUUGCUAGGGCAGAGAGGGCGUGGUAGGAGGGAGGUAGUCUUGUCACGCCCUCCCGCCCGCCGCUCUAAGCUGGUCCCAGUAAUUGGUCUCAUUAGUAACCUGACCGGAGCCAUCCAGCUGUGCGGAUUCGAGAGCACUGUCAUCCGCUUAGCGCCGUCGCACCACCCGCGCUCCCUCCCUCCCGCCACUGCCACUGCCACCGUCACCCACAACGUCGCCUCUGCUCUCCUACCGAGCUCAGGGCAUGCUCCGAGGUCCAGCACCCGGCCUCGGCAGUGGCCAGGCUUUCGACCCUUCCGCGGAGACAUGAGGCGUGGCCCACAGGCCGCCCUGGUCCUGGGGCUGCUGCGCAUUUACCUAGCCCAGGCCAACUUUGCCCCUCACUUCUUUGACAAUGGAGUGGGCAGCACCAACGGAAACAUGGCCCUGUUCAGCCUCCCAGAAGACACUCCUGUAGGUUCUCAUGUGUACACGCUAAAUGGGACUGACCCCGAGGGAGACCCUAUCUCCUACCAUAUCAGCUUUGACCCCAGCACUAGAAGUGUCUUUUCUGUUGACCCCAAUUUUGGAAACAUCACCCUGGUGGAAGAGCUGGACAGAGAGAGAGAGGAUGAGAUAGAAGCCAUCAUCAGCAUCUCCGACGGCCUGAACCUGGUGGCAGAGAAAGUUGUGAUAGUGGUGACAGAUGCCAAUGAUGAAGCACCCAGGUUCCUCCAGGAGCCUUACAACAUCCUGGUUCCAGAGAACACGCCUGCUGGGAGCAGCAUCUUUAAGGUCCAGGCAGAGGACAAGGACACAGGCUCUGGAGGCAGUGUCACCUACUUCCUUCAGAGCCUACACUCCUCCAAGUUCACCGUAGACCGUCACAGCGGGGUGUUGCGACUCCAGGCUGGGGCCACACUGGACUAUGAGAAGUCGAGGGCUCAUUUCAUCACUGUGGUUGCCAAGGAUGGUGGGGGCAGGCUUCGAGGAGCUGAUGUGGUGUUCUCAGCCACCACGACUGUCACCAUCAAUGUGGAAGAUGUUCAGGACACGGCCCCUAUCUUCGUGGGUACACCCUACUAUGGUUAUGUGUACGAAGACACCCUUCCGGGCUCGGAGGUGCUGACGGUGGUUGCCAUAGAUGGAGACCGAGGCAAACCCAACCACAUCCUCUAUAGGCUCUUGAAUGAGAGUGAUGGACUCUUUGAAAUUAAUGAGACAUCUGGAGCCAUCUCCGUCCUUCAGAGCCCUGCCCAGCUCCGAAGAGAGGUGUAUGAGCUUCAUGUACAGGUGACAGAGGUCAACUCUUCAGGAAGCCCAGCUGCUCAGUCCACAGUCCCAGUGAUCAUCAGGAUCGUGGACCUCAAUAACCACCCUCCAACCUUCUAUGGGGAGAGCGGGCCCCAGAACAAGUUUGAACUAUCUAUGUUUGAGCACCCGCCCCAGGGGGAAAUCCUCCGUGGACUCAAGAUCACUGUCAAUGACUCCGACCAGGGAGCCAAUGCCAAAUUCAACUUACGGCUGGUGGGACCCGGAGGCAUCUUUCGAGUGGUGCCACAGACAGUCCUGAAUGAAGCUCAAGUGACCAUCAUAGUGGAAAACUCAGCUGCCAUUGACUUUGAAAAGUCUAAGUCGUUAACCUUCAAGCUCCUGGCCAUUGAAGUGAACACCCCGGAGAAGUUCAGCUCCACAGCAGACAUUGUGAUCCAGCUUCUGGACACCAAUGAUAAUGUUCCCAAGUUCACCUCUCACUACUACAUCGCCAGAAUCCCAGAGAAUGUUCCAGGGGGCUCCAACGUGGUGGCUGUCACAGCUGUGGAUCCAGAUACAGGACCAUGGGGCAAAGUCCAGUAUUCCAUUUAUGGGACCGGAUCAGACCUCUUCUUGAUUCACCCCUCCACCGGGCUCAUCUACACUCAGCCCUGGGCCAGCCUGGAUGCUGAGGGCACUUCGAGGUACAACUUUUAUGUGAAGGCCGAAGACAUGGAUGGGAGGUACAGCCUGGCUGAGGUGUUUGUCACUCUGUUGGAUGUCAAUGACCACUACCCCCAGUUUGUACAGAGCGUCCAGGAGAAGACGAUGGUGCUGGGGACCCCACUGAAAAUUGAGGCCACAGACCAGGAUGCAGAGGAACCAAACAACUUGGUCGACUACUCCAUUACCCGUGCAGAGCCAGUCAACGUGUUUGACAUCGAUGCACACACGGGGGAGAUCAGGAUCAAGAAUUCCAUCCGCUCCUUGGAGGCCCUACACAACAUCACACCCAGCGGGGAAUACUCAUGGUCCCUACAGGUGCAGGCCAAGGACCGAGGCUCUCCAUCUUUCAGCACAACAGCCUUACUCAAGAUCGACAUCACAGACACAGAGAGGCUGUCCAGAAGCUCCAUGGCUGCUUUCCUGAUUCAGACCAAGGACAAUCCCAUGAAGGCCGUGGGUGUACUGGCUGGUGUCAUGGCCAUUGUUGUGGCCAUAACCGUCCUCAUCUCCACAGCCACCUUCUGGCGUAACAAGAAGUCUAACAAGGUCCUGCCUGUGCGGCGUGUGCUCCGUAGAAGGCCCAGCCCUGCACCCCACACAGUUCGAAUAGAAUGGCUCAAAUUCCGGAGGGCCAAGGCUGCUUCCAAGUUUAUACUCAGAGAGGAUCCUCCCAAUGAGAACUGCAAUAACAGCAGAGUGGGAGUCACGGUGCCCCCAAGAGCUCCAGCUCUCCCACCGCCCCCCAAAAUGGCAUCCAGUACAGUGGCCCAACAGACAGUGCCUACUGUCUCUGGAUCCCUUACCCCACAGCCAUCCCAACAGUUACCCACACCCAAACCUCUGGGAGGUCCUGUUCAGUCUUCUUUGGUGUCGGAGCUCAAGCAAAAGUUUGAGAAGAAGAGUUUAGGUAACAAGGCUUAUGUCUAGAGUGCGUCCCAUAAUUUUUCUCUUCCCUUCCCCCAAUACUGACCCUGAAGGUCACCCCUAUUUUGUAUAACGUUGUAACACUGUAUACAGGGCUCUGCAAAGGGCUUUGGGUGAGAGAUGCCUCAGACUGAGUUGGCAAAUACAUACCCACUGUUCAAAUCCUUGGCAUAGCUAUAAUGCUCUCUAUUCUUCAGAGAAUAGAAGCCCACAAGGAGUCAAGUCUGUGUAUUUCUACCCAGCAACCCUACAUCCCACAGUCACUGGAGUCCUUCUGGGGCCUUGUCAUCCUUAGUUGAGAAGUAGGGCCCCUGACCAUGAAUAACAAGACUGGCAAGAAUCUAGAUCUCCAAGCUUCAGCCAACAAGCAGGUCGAAGGAGGCUGGUUCUCAACUAAAGUUGAAAGUCAGUGAGCUUUGUGGGAUGCAGAGACACAAAUACAGGCAAAGAAAAGGACCAAAACGCUCUGAAAGCUGGUGCUGACUGUGUCCAAAGCCAGUGAACGAUAGAAUUAGCAUCCAGAUAAGAGGUGUAAAGUGAGCUCUUCUUAGACUGAGAGCAGAAAUCUCCAGCCUCCCCUGAAGAGACCAGGCAAGGUUGUAGGCGUACAUCACAUUUGAGCUCAGAGAAUGCGUCCAUUUUGAUCCAGCCCUUCUC
Rattus rattus (black rat) is the source of this 3618-nucleotide messenger RNA. It is a transcript of the gene Cdhr1, whose product is annotated as cadherin related family member 1. Gene Ontology annotation, cellular component: catenin complex; adherens junction; plasma membrane. Bases 385 to 2964 code for a protein of 859 amino acids. NCBI's taxonomy places the organism in Eukaryota, Metazoa, Chordata, Mammalia, Rodentia, Muridae. The record is from RefSeq and is a predicted model, not a curated record. Gene Ontology annotation, molecular function: cadherin binding; calcium ion binding. Gene Ontology annotation, biological process: cell morphogenesis; cell-cell junction assembly; adherens junction organization. The transcript has 17 exons.